Messenger RNA from Lithohypha guttulata, 750 nucleotides. It is a transcript of the gene ATP4, whose product is annotated as atp4 subunit B of the stator stalk of mitochondrial F1F0 ATP synthase. Gene Ontology annotation, biological process: proton motive force-driven ATP synthesis. Bases 1 to 750 code for a protein of 249 amino acids. Gene Ontology annotation, molecular function: proton-transporting ATP synthase activity, rotational mechanism. NCBI's taxonomy places the organism in Eukaryota, Fungi, Ascomycota, Eurotiomycetes, Chaetothyriales, Trichomeriaceae. The record is from RefSeq and is a predicted model, not a curated record. The transcript has 3 exons.
AUGGCGAGCAGACUCGCAAGAAGUGCUGUCAACGCGACAAGACUACGACCCUCCCUCCUCCCGUCCUCCCGCAUCGCCGCUCCCACUCUCUCUGUUCCUGCCCAGCAGCGCUAUGAGAGCAAUGUCCCUCAACCACAACAGGAUCCGAAAAAGACUGCCCAGACGAUCAUCGAUGCCUUGCCCGGCAGCAACUUGGCGUCAAAAACCGCGAUUCUGAGUGCCGGCACCGGUGUCUCUGUUUGGGCCAUCUCCAAUGAACUAUAUGUCGUAAACGAAGAGUCGAUCGUCAUGUUCUGUGUGUUGACUGUAUUCUACGGUAUCUUCAGGUACACUGGUCCUAUGUACAAGGAAUGGAGUGAAAACACUAUUGGUCGUAUCAAGGAUAUCCUGUAUACUGCCAGAAAAGGACACGCCGAGUCUGUCAAGGCAAGAAUUGAGGACGUGAAGCCAUUGAGCAACGUGGUCGAGAUUACCAAGGGUCUUUUCGAGGUUUCAAAGGAAACUGCCCAGCUUGAAGCCCAAGCAUACGAGCUUGAACAGAAAACUGCCCUUGCCACAGAAGCCAAGAACGUUUUGGACAGCUGGGUUCGAUAUGAGGGCCAAGUCAAGCAGCGACAGCAGAGGGAGCUAGCUGACACUGUCAUCGCCAAGGUCAACAAGGAGCUCGAGAACCCUAAAUUCUUGCAGCAAAUAUUGACUCAGAGCGUGGCUGAUGUUGAAAAGGCUUUGAGUCAGAAGGCUAGCACAUAA